This is a messenger RNA of Lactuca sativa (garden lettuce), 914 nucleotides long. RefSeq names its product peptidyl-prolyl cis-trans isomerase FKBP17-2, chloroplastic. The record is from RefSeq and is a predicted model, not a curated record. Gene Ontology annotation, cellular component: chloroplast. Lineage: Eukaryota; Viridiplantae; Streptophyta; Magnoliopsida; Asterales; Asteraceae. Gene Ontology annotation, molecular function: peptidyl-prolyl cis-trans isomerase activity.
ACAACACCUAAGUGAGUGAGUAUUCAUAUGGCAACUUUUUUUGGUUCUCCACUCUUUGUGUCCACCAUACGUAUACCUGUAGCAAGAACUCAGAGUGUAUCUCUACCACCACAACUGCCGUCCCUCAGUAACAGUUCACCAGAGACGCCACCGCCACCACCACCACCACUGCCGCCAGUGCAACGGGGUGGUAGGGGGACAAGUGCUGACUCGACUGAUUGGAUAGCUUCGGGGUUGACGAGAAGGUUUGGUCUUGGUGCGGGGUUGGCUUGGGCCGGUUUUCUAGCAUUUGGUGUUGUUUCGGAGCAAAUCAAGACACGUUUUGAAGUUAAUCAACAAGAAGCCAAUACAAGAGAUGUUGAGAAGGAAGAGGAGGUGGUUUUACCUAAUGGCAUAAGGUAUUAUGAGCUAAGAGUGGGGGGUGGUGCUACACCAAGGAAAGGGGAUUUAGUGGUGAUAGAUCUCAAGGGAAGUGUCCAAGGAGAUGGUGUAUUUGUUGAUACUUUUGGUAAGGACAAGAAACCAUUGGCUCUUGUGGUUGGAUCAAGGCCUUAUAGCAAGGGAAUGUGUGAAGGUGUUGAGAUGGUUUUAAGAACCAUGAAAAAUGGUGGCAAAAGACGAGUUAUAGUUCCUUCGACUCUCGGUUUUGGAGAAGAGGGUGCGGAUUUUGGUUCUGGUUUUAAGAUUCUUCCUAAUGCAACACUUGAGUAUAUUGUUGAGGUCGAAAAGGUUUCAAUUGCACCAUCAUGAUUCUUCAUGUUCUUAUGCCCAUAUAGGAGGUGUUUUUUUUGUUUUUUGUUUUUUUUUCGGAAUAACAAAUGUUAACGGAUACAUGUGUUUUUCCCUCAUGUAAAUGGGACUUCAAGAACUAUACGAAAAAUAAACAUAUAAAAGAGACAACCUUUUAAGUUGAA